Molecule: messenger RNA, 2490 nt
Organism: Gadus chalcogrammus (walleye pollock)
Lineage: Eukaryota; Metazoa; Chordata; Actinopteri; Gadiformes; Gadidae
Product: kazrin-A-like
Exons: 8
Coding region: 154-1182 (342 amino acids)
Molecular function (GO): protein binding
Source: RefSeq, a predicted model, not a curated record
CUCUCUCUCUCUCUCUCUCUCUCUCUCUCUCUCUGCCUCUCCUUUCCUCUGUGUCAACGGUGUCCCCUCUUCCUCCUCCUCCUCCUCUUCCUCCACCACUCUGACAACCUGUCAAGCCUCACACACCAGAGCCUAUCAGACGGAGAGGAUCAGAUGGACCGCCUCCGGUUGGCGGAGCUCACCCGGACCACACCCAUGUCCAUGUGGAGGGCUGGAGCUGUGCAAGCCUGGCUUGAGGUUGUCAUGGCAAUGCCCAUGUACACCAGAGCAUGUUCCGAAAACGUCAGGAGUGGCAAGGUGCUCCUUGGGCUUACUGACGAUGACCUAGAAGUGGGCUUGGGCAUCAGCAACCCCAUCCACCACAGGAAGCUCAAACUGGCCAUCGAGGACUACAGGAAGGCUGAAGGAGGCCACAGGCUGUCCCAUGCCUCAGAGCUGGACCCCCACUGGGUGUCCUGCUCGUGGCUGGGCGACGUGGGUCUGCCCCAGUACGCCCAGACCUUCCAGGACCAGCUAGUGGACGGCCGGGUGCUGGGCUCUCUGAGCCGCAGGGACCUGGAGCAGCACCUGGGGGUCAGAGAGCGGGACCACCAGCACAGCCUGCUGCUGGCCGUGCAGCUCCUGCAGCAGCUCAACUUUGACAAGGAGGCACUGCAGGCGCGGCGCGCUAAGUGUGAACCGCAGGAUCAUGACCUGGUUGUGUGGACGUGUCACAGGGUGAUGAAGUGGAUCAGAGACAUAGACCUCCGGGAGUAUGCGGACAAUCUUAAAGGCAAAGGGAUACACGGGGCAUUGAUGGCACUGGACCCAUCGUUUGACACGGACACCAUGGCCAGGGUACUGGGAAUCCCCCACAACAAACACAUGCUGCACCGGCACCUGUACCAGGAGAUGAGGCUGCUCUCCGUCCCACACAGCAGCGCAGAGCAGGAGCGUGAGAGCCUAGCUGGCAUCUCCCGGUCCCCUGGCUCCGCUAACCACUACGCUGCCAACAGAAUGGCAAUGAGAAGAUCAGUCAUGAGUCCUUCGAGGUUGCAUCCAAAAGGCCAUUCCGUGGACCGGGCUCUGGGUUUCCAUGGCAGCUGUGGAUCUCUGCCUAGAGAGGCCAGGGUGCAAGCUGUUCCCCGAACCAAGGAGAGCCCUGUGCAUUCUUACAAGACUGUUGAGAUCUCCAACGUCUGAGGGAGCCAAACGGAAAACCUCAAAGAGAAACGCUACGACUGCGCUCUUCAAUCCCAGACUGCUGUUGUUAUUUUCAAGGAACGCAAGUGUAUCUUUCAAGGAAGUUCUUAAAUGUAUUUAUACUUUGAAAGAGGUGGUGGUUGUCGAUGCUGUUAACAUGUCUGAUAUGAAAUGUUAUUAUUCUGUUGCAGGAAUUGGCAUUUGACCAACUAAAAUGAAAAGCACAAAUACUGAAACUGUGUCGUGGUAUCUCAACCUUUUCCAUCAAAUCUAAUCGAGUAAUAAACUACCUGGCAAUUAUCAUGAGCUUUCAUAACAUUAUCAAACCUGUCUCGCUGCUGUAAGAUUUAAGAGUAAAGAGAGCCGAAGAGAGCAAUAUUUUGAAUCCAAAAAAAAUAAGUGUCUCCUCCCUCCUUAUGUUUUACAAGGUUGAACUGAACCAAUCAGGGAAGGCUGAUCGGGCCCCGAUUUGACAGAAAUAAGCAGAGAGUGCUCUAAAAUCGAAAUGGUCUCAUUCUGAGGCACUCAAAACAGAUCGGCCAUUUCACUCAUUAAUAGCUGACGGAUGGCCAUUGCAUUUCUACCAAAUCCCUCAAAUAAUAGCUCUUAAAGUACUACAAACAGCACCUUUCAUACAAAAGUUAGUCUUGCAACUAUGGUUGUCUUAACUCUAGAUGUCUGCCAGAGCUUCUCAGUCCCUCAGGAUAAUAGAUCUAGUGUCACGAUAAACCCAGUCCUCUAUGGGACAGGUUCCCCCGGGAUAGUCCAUGACUUAACUAUACGCACCAUGGGAUCAGCACAAGAUAAACCAUGGAUGUAAAGGAUACACACAUAGGACAACAUUAGGCACAAUGAUGCACUAACACCAGGCAGUCACAAAGAAUGAAACACAACCACUUCCAGACCGGAGGGAUAGCAGAGGUCGUAGUUCAGAGAGGGUUUCUGGCAUAACAACUGUAAGAAAGAGUAUGGAGUAUUCAAACUAACUGCACAAAUGGUUGUUCUUAGAAGUAACCCAACACUAGGUCAUCCAGGCUUAUUUAUGCAAGGUUCAUUUUCAUGUCAAUAACAGACUUGUUUUUGUUCAAUAAACUAAACGGGGACCAAUAUUAGUAUUAUCAGUCUUUUUUUUUUUUACAUUCACAAGAGAAAUGUGAGCACUGGCUGUGGUGCCAAGGGAGCGACUGCAGACACGGGACCAAUGUCUUGGUGAAGGGGCACUGGCUGUAUGGAGCCAGGCUAACACACCAACAACCUCAACACAUUGUUACCCAGGCACUCCCAAGGUCAGAGCAGGCAAACAGCGGU